Molecule: messenger RNA, 1095 nt
Organism: Anisakis simplex (herring worm)
Lineage: Eukaryota; Metazoa; Nematoda; Chromadorea; Rhabditida; Anisakidae
Source: the annotation of a GenBank genome assembly
AACGAGAUGAUAAUACGCGGCCGUGAUUUUAUGAAUGAAACAACUAAUACACAACGAAGACUGAAAGCGAUCGAAGCAGCUCGUGAGUUGCUAAAGGCUGUGGCGAGAUUAUUAAUUAUGGCUGAUAUGGUGGAUGUUCAUCUGAUUUUAAUGAAUAUUGCUCGAGCGAAAUCGGCGCUGGACAGUAUGCAAGUAGCAGAGUCGAAGCAAGAAUUAGCUGAGCGAUACAGCGCGUUGAAAGCUGAGUUAGAAGAACUGAACGAAACAACUCGACGUCGAGUAUCGAACCUCAGGGAACUGUCCGAACAAGAUGAUUUACAAGCCGCCAGAGCAUGGCUUAAAGUGAACUCGACUCUCAUGUACACUUCAUCCAUUGCAUACAUCCGUCAUCCAGAAGUGGAUCAAAUCCGUUUGAAUCGUGAUUUUGCGCAUUCGGAAAUGAGUAAAGCACUACAAGCGAUUGCUGAGGUACUGGAGGGGAGAAACAGAAGCGGUGAUAUUGGUUUGUCGCAUCUUGGACGUAUUGGUGACCUCAUCCAUGAAUUAGAUCAGUUCCAGAACCGCGUUUAUAUGGAACCAAGCGCGUAUCGUGCGCAUAUUCAUCGUCCGGAACUGGAAGAGUUGCUGGAACGGAUUGUGAGUGGAGCGGCCGUGAUAGCGGACUCAGAGAACACUCGAGACGAUCGUAAGAAGAAAAUUGUUGAUGAGUGUAAUAAUCUACGACAAGCAUUACAAGAUCUUUUGAAUGAGUACGAAAAAAAUGCUGGACGUUAUGAUGGCUCAGAAGAGUUGGAUUUGGCGAUGGUGCAUUUGGGACAUAAAACGAAAGACUUGAAGCGACAUUUGCGACGCGCAAUAGUUGAUCACAUCAGUGAUGCGUUCCUGGACACAAUGACUCCGUUGAUGAUGCUGAUCGAUAGUGCGAAAAAACACGAUCAACCCGCAACCAUUCAUAAUGGAAAACUUUUCUACGAACACGCACAGAAACUGGUUCAAGUGGCAAAUUUGGCUUGUCAAAUGUCGAACAAUGAAGAUGGAGUUAGAAUUGUGCGAUUUGCAGCCAUUCAAGUUGAGAAAUUAGCACCGCAGGUCUGA